UCUUGUUGGUUGUCAGAAUGGUUCGUCCGGAUACACCAAUUCUUUUCCUCCUGGUGGGGUCUCUGCUGCUGACAUGCUCGCUGCAGUUUGCUCGGGCCAUUGUCUGCUACCAUUGCGACUCGAUUGCCUUGCCCGAGUGCGCCCAGACCCUGGGUGAGGUCGGGGUCUUGCCCUACGAGGAUUGCAACAACCAGCUGUCGUGUGCCAUGUCAAUUGUCGAUACAAUUACUUAUCGUGGCUGUGGCUCGGAUACCCCCACCACGGGGGCCACCUACUCAAAGAGCUGCUCCUCGAACCUCUGCAACGCUGGUGUCUAUCCUCCUGGGCGCUUGAAGUGUCAUCAUUGUGCGGGUGUGGAUUGUGUGGGGGCACCUGGUGCCAAGCCAAAGCCAUGCCGCUACCAUCACGAGGAGGAUCAGUGCUACACCGAGGUGCUGAGUGCCACCGAGGCAUAUCGCGGCUGUGUCUCGGAGGGCAAUCACACCGUCUCGAGUGCCGCCAAGCUGUGCGAGUACAAUGGCUGCAACGAUGAGCAGGGAGCCUGGACACAGACCUGUGCCACCUGCGACUCGGCCAGCGGGCGGGGCUGCAAGAUGGAUCUCUUUCAGGUGAACAGCGGCCGCUGCAAUGUCAGUCUGUACGAGGAGUGCCAGCAGGAUGUGCUGCUCGGCCAGGAGGAGGACAAAUUCUGUUUCAGCUAUCGCAAGUUGAGUCGCGUCGUCAGAGGCUGCUCCACCGCACUGCCAGCGGAGCUGGAGCCACUCCAAGACGAGCUGGAGAAGUGCCGAACGGAAGACAAGUGCAAUGCCGGCUGUACUCCCCAGCAGCGGUGCUUGACCUGCAACUCCGUGGAUCAGGUUGCGUGCCGCAGCAAUGUGACGGCGGUAACCAACAGCACGUGUGGCUCUGCGGAGGCCUCCUCCUGCUUUGCCUGCGAGUACUCCGACUGGAAUAUACGCAGGGGAUGCGGUGCACCGCCCACUGAUGCGGGCAUCCUCAAUUGCUAUGAAUGCGAUGCGGACGGAGGCUGCAACAGUCGCGACUUUACGCGCUGCUAUCGCUGCAGCUCGGAUCAGGCGGGAGCGGCCUGCGCCAACUGGGAGCGACCCAGUGGCAUAUACAUCGAGGAAUGUGCCCAACCGGGAGCACCGUGUGUCGUCCUAACCCAUAGCAAUGGCACCACCGAAAGAGGCUGCCAGCGAGAGGAUUUCAGCUGCACUUCGACGAGCAACUCUGCCUGCAAGAGCUGCACCGGCAGCUUCUGCAACAAGGGAGCCUUUCCGGAGCAGCGUCUCUGGUGUCAUCAGUGCACAGGCCAGCAGGCAGACUGUGAGCAAAUCUCUCGCGGCUCCAAUGCAAUUCCAUGUCCCGUGCAGCCCAACGAACCGGAGGAGCAGGCGGAAGCUUGUCUGGAAUACUACGAUACACACAAGCAGCUGGUGGUGCGUGGCUGUCGCUCCAAUCCCCAGAUGUACUACGAGUGCCUGCUGCGAAGUGGCCACGAAGACGGUUGCCGGCUGUGCCACAAUCAUGCGUGCAAUUCGAGCCCCGGGGAGGAUCUGCGUGCGGACUCCAAACUGGAAAGCAGAGCCCUAGAGCUGAUCAUGGCCAAGAGUUCGUCGUCGUUUACUUCAACUCCAACUUUUGUGGUGUGUGUAAUUUGGUCAUUUGUUAGCAUAAUCUAUAUUGUAACUGCACGAAACUAAACUAAUAAAGAGCCUCGCAGCGUUUCCAUUCCA
This is a messenger RNA of Drosophila subobscura, 1739 nucleotides long. RefSeq lists its product as uncharacterized. The coding region runs from base 18 to 1706 and encodes 562 amino acids. The record is from RefSeq and is a predicted model, not a curated record. Lineage: Eukaryota; Metazoa; Arthropoda; Insecta; Diptera; Drosophilidae. The transcript has 3 exons.